This is a messenger RNA of Dichotomopilus funicola, 870 nucleotides long. RefSeq names its product PRP38 family-domain-containing protein. The record is from RefSeq and is a predicted model, not a curated record. Lineage: Eukaryota; Fungi; Ascomycota; Sordariomycetes; Sordariales; Chaetomiaceae. Gene Ontology annotation, cellular component: precatalytic spliceosome. The coding region runs from base 1 to 870 and encodes 289 amino acids. The transcript has a single exon.
AUGAGCAAACCCACCUUCCACCGCGCCGAUGAGCGCCGCUUCCUCGACGAGCGCGGCAGCUCCGGCCCUCUCGCACCCAACGGGCUCAACCCAGCGACCAUCAUGGAAAAAGCCGUACGCGAGCGCAUCGUCGACAGCUAUUUCUACAAGGAACAAUGCUUCGGCGUCAACGAGGCCGACAUUGUGGACCGCGUGGUCGAGCACGUGGAUUUCAUCGGCGGCGUAUCGGGGAUAGCGCAAAAGCCUACGCCGUUUUUGUGUUUGGCUUUCAAGUUGUUGCAGCUGGCGCCGGGUGAUGAUGUGUUGGCGGAGUAUUUGCAGUUUGGUGGGGAAAAGUUCAAGUACCUCCGUGCGUUGGCGGUGUUUUAUGUGCGGUUGACGCGGACGGAUAAGGCUGUGUUUGAGACGUUGGAACCGUUUUUGGAGGAUCGCAGGAAGCUGCGGCGGAAGGGGAGGGACGGGACGACGUUGACGUUUAUGGAUGUGUUUGUUGACGACUUGUUGACGAAGGACCGCGUGUGCGCAACAAGUUUGUGGAAGAUGCGGAAGCGGGAUAUCUUGGAGGAUUUGGAGCUGCUGGAACCGAGGGUUAGCCCGCUUGGGGCGCUGGAGGAUCUGCUGGAAGAGGAGGAUGAGAUAAUACAGGAUGGGGAGGGAGGUGAGGCAAAUGGGGACGGGCAUGAGGAGGAUAGUGGGUCCGUCAGAUCAAGAUCGAGGUCUAGAUCAAGAUCAGGGUCGAGGUCAGACUCGAGAUCCCCACGGCGGCGGCGGACGUCGACGCCUAGGUCCGAGUCACCGAGGCGGCGCUCAGAUCAUGAUAGGAUGGAUAUUGACCGACCAGAUCGAUCUGAGGGAGAAGCGAGCCCGUGA